AUGCAGAAACUUCCUCCCCUCGCCUUCCCGCCUCCCUCUACUGACGUCCUCCCAGCAGCCCCUCAGUGGCGGCAGGCGAACCAAACCCUUGCUUCCCCCCCUCCCUUGCAAACAGACGCUGACCUCGUUGGCACCUACUGGAUGCGAGCGCGCUUGGGCGCAUGGCACACGGUGUCAGCAAUUGUAGCCGAAGCAACAGUGAAGAAGAAGCAUCACGCAGCGCAUGUCGUUUCCAUUCGCCUCUGCGUCUGCCCUACGAGAAUAGAAAAACACCAGACAGCAGCAGCAGAAUGUGGAUGCAAAAACUUGGGCCGCGAAAAGUCGUUAUACACAGGGAUACAUAAAGAUGAAAAGACCACGUUUAAAAGACUGAACACGCACGUGGGUACGGUGCGCACUUGCGUUGCUCUUCCUUCCCCACCACCUUCCGAAGAGGCGGAAAAUGCAAUGCUGAAGAAGAGAAGGGUGGUGAGAGCGGCGGUGGAGGCAGACAUUGAGGCGGAAGAGGAGAAUGAAGAAAGCAACCCUCCUCCACCACUCUCUCUCUCUUUCCGUCUCGCCUCGCCUCACCUCCACCCCAUCGUUCGCCGCUUGCUUUUUACUUCCUCUCUUUCAGUCAUGUUACUGCACACAUUCCAGGAGACUCGCGCGGCUGUCCUCUUUGAUGUUUUUAACAGUUGCGAGCGCACUUACCUCCAAGGCAAGGCUGGGGGCGGCCCAUCAAUAAACUUUAUCACGUUUUACUCUUUCUUUCCUUAUUGCCCUACUUGA
Messenger RNA from Echinococcus granulosus, 771 nucleotides. RefSeq lists its product as hypothetical. Lineage: Eukaryota; Metazoa; Platyhelminthes; Cestoda; Cyclophyllidea; Taeniidae. The record is from RefSeq and is a predicted model, not a curated record. Bases 1 to 771 code for a protein of 256 amino acids. The transcript has 4 exons.